This is a messenger RNA of Calliphora vicina (urban bluebottle blowfly), 2489 nucleotides long. Its product is annotated as alanine--glyoxylate aminotransferase 2, mitochondrial. Bases 252 to 1790 code for a protein of 512 amino acids. Gene Ontology annotation, cellular component: mitochondrion. Gene Ontology annotation, biological process: glyoxylate catabolic process. NCBI's taxonomy places the organism in Eukaryota, Metazoa, Arthropoda, Insecta, Diptera, Calliphoridae. The record is from RefSeq and is a predicted model, not a curated record. Gene Ontology annotation, molecular function: L-alanine:glyoxylate transaminase activity; pyridoxal phosphate binding. The transcript has 5 exons.
UGCGAUAGUCUAUUGGAAUUUCUGUUUAGUUGCGUAGUUGAGUUGGUGUGGAACGGUUUGGUUUUAUGUUUAAAUACCUACUUUGACUUGUAAUUUGUUUAUACUUAAAUCAAGAAACAUUUUUUAGAAAACGAAUGUGGUGUUUGUUAUAAGUGUUAGUGACAAGAAAGUGUUUGAUUUUAAAUUAUAAAAAAACAUAAAACAAAAAACAAAAAAUAUAUUUGAAAAUAAAAAUCCUGCUGACUGUGAAAAUGAUGUCCAGAAAUAUUUUAGCCCACUCAACACGCUUAACAAGAUGUUCUUCUACGUUACAUUCCAAAGCUGCAACCGCUUCCAUGCCACUGGUACAAAAUGAAAUGCCUGAUUGUGAUUUUAAACCGCCCCAGUACCAAGGACCCAGUUAUGAGAAUAUCAAGGAGUUGCGUAAAAAUCAUUUGACCCCCAAUAUUCAGUCCUACUACAAGAAACCUUUGCUAAUACACAGUGGUCAUAUGCAAUGGUUGUUUGAUCAUGAUGGCAACCGUUAUCUGGAUAUGUUUGGUGGUAUUGUAACGGUGUCAGUGGGACAUUGUCAUCCCAAAGUCAACAAAGCUCUGGAAUCUCAAAUUAAAAACCUGUGGCAUACCACCAACAUUUAUAUGCAUCCGAAAAUCCAUGAAUAUGCUGCUCGUUUAACAGCCAAAUUCCCCGGUGACUUGAAGGCCGUUUGCUUUGUCAAUUCGGGCUCCGAGGCCAAUGAUAUGGCCAUGCUUAUGGCUCGUCUUCAUACCGGCAAUCAAGAUAUACUAACCUUACGUAAUUGCUAUCACGGCAUGUCUCCCUAUACCAUGGGUUUGACUGCACAUUCCACUUGGCGUUUCCCGUUGCCGGGUAUUUCGAAUGGCAUACAUCAUGUUAUGAAUCCAGAUCCCUAUCAGGGUUUAUGGGGUGGGGCGAAUUGUCGUGAUUCUCCCAUACAAACCGAUAGAAAUUGUGAUUGUACUUUGGAGGGUGGUUGCAAGGCCAGCGAUAUGUAUUAUAAAGAAUUGGAACAAACUUUCAAGUAUUCUUUGCCCAGAGGUAAAGUGGCAGCCAUGUUUGCUGAGUCCAUACAGGGUGUGGGCGGUACAGUGCAAUUCCCCAAGGGUUAUAUAAAGAAGGCAGCUGAAUUGGUUAGAGCUAAUGGUGGUUUGUUUAUAGCGGAUGAAGUGCAGACUGGGUUUGGACGCACGGGUGAACAUUUCUGGGGCUUUGAGGGUCAUGGCGUGGUACCAGAUAUUGUGACCAUGGCUAAAGGCAUUGGUAAUGGUUUUCCUAUGGCUGCUGUGGUUACCACUCCCGAAAUCGCCAAAUCCUUGGGCAUGGCCUUGCAUUUCAAUACCUAUGGUGGCAAUCCCAUGGCCAGUGCUGUGGGCAUUUCUGUACUGGAUGUCAUUGAAGAAGAGCAGUUGCAAAAGAAUUCCCUGGAAGUUGGCACUUACUUUUUGAAAUGUUUGGCUGACCUUAAAGAACGUUAUGAAAUCAUAGGCGAUGUUAGAGGCAAGGGUCUUAUGAUAGGUGUGGAAAUGGUAACAGAUCGCGAGACCAAAACACCUUUAAGUGUGCCUCAUGUUUUAGAGAUUUGGGAGACCUGCAAAGAUAUGGGUGUUCUGUUUGGCCGAGGUGGUCUUAAUGGCAAUGUCAUGUGUUUGAAACCACCUUUAUGUGCCACCAAAACGGAUGUAGAUUUCACCAUCAAUGUCUUGGAAACCAUACUCAGCGAACAUUAUUUAAAGGCGCCCCGAAAUUGGAGACAAUACGAUUUGAAAUAAAUACAAAAAUAUUAAGUUUUUUUUCUUAAUUUUCACAUUUUUAAUAAGAAUUUAUUACAUUAAAUAUAUAUACUCUGUUUACUAUACAAUUUUUUAUAUUAAAAAGUUAAGCUUAGUUCAGAAAAUAAAAAGCUAUUUAGAUUUCUUAGUUUUUAGAUAUAUUUUUCUUUUUUUAUAAGAAUUUCUUUUAGAUUUAAGAAUAUUUUUGUUUAUUUUUGUGAGUGUGUGUUUUAAAGAGGCACAGCAGUUUGUUUUUUUUUUUGGAUUUUGUUUGUAUUUUUGUUUUCUAUAAAGGAUUUAGAGUACAUAUAUGAGCUUUUUUACAAAUUUCUAUAUAAAAAAAUUAAAAAUAAAACUAACAAAAUUAACACAAAACUAAAAUAAAUGCCAAAACAGUAAUAAUUAAAAAACCAACAAUUAGUUUUCCUUUAUAAACCUAGAAAAAUAUUGUUAAUUAAAUUUAAAUCAAGUACAUAUUAAUUCAAAAUUAAUUUCCAUUUAAACAAAUUAUAUACAAUUUAUUUUUAUUUUUUAUAUUUCUGUUUAUAACUAUUUCUAUUUAUUACUUUUAUUUUUUUAUAUUUCGAUAACUUGUUUGUCAUGUUUUUUUUUUUUUUGGUUUUUAGAAAGCCUUUCAAAAAUAAACAAAUUUUUAAAUAAAUGCUCUUAAAAAAAACUUUAUAUUUUUAAAAAAAUAAU